AUGUCAUCAUCAUUAUCGUUACGAUCGAGUAAAUCAAAUAAUUCUUUAUUAUCAUCAUCAUUAUCUUCAAUAACAACUGUUUCAAGUCAAUCUAAUAAUGAACAACGAAGUUUAAUUACUGAUAGUGAAAAAUGGCCUGCUCCACCAGUAGAAGAAACUCGUUUGCAGGAAAAUAUUAUUCAAGAUAAUUGGCGAAUUGAAAAAAAUAUUUCUCUCAAAGAGCAACAAUUGAAUAAAAAUAGUUGUAUUCUUAAAGCAACAAUGACAAAUGAACAAAUUCUUAUUUGUGAUUCAUCAUCAACUAGAUCAAGAAUAAUUCCAGGCAAACAUGUUUCGAUGAAAGUAGUAUUUCAUUUUUAA
Molecule: messenger RNA, 360 nt
Organism: Rotaria sp. Silwood1
Lineage: Eukaryota; Metazoa; Rotifera; Eurotatoria; Philodinida; Philodinidae
Source: the annotation of a GenBank genome assembly